ACCGAAGUGAAAGCGGCGGCGGCGUCUACGAAGCAGACCGGGACCGCACACCCGCCGCUGUGCAUCAGACCUGACUAAUCGAUGCAGGCUGAGUCGAAGGACGGUUAAUGGAAACAGAACCCCGAAUCGCUUUUGAAAGCAGGCCCGUCCUACAAUUCCCCCACCAGCCCGCCUCCUCUUCCUGGACACACAUGCCUGUAGGAGGUAUUAGGAGCUUCUUCCCAGUCAGGGGCAGCUGGUAACUGGCACAUUGUCUGCUACACAACAUGAGUAACACACCCGUCCAGGAGCCAACUGCUCAGAGUCUCUCCACUGGCAGUGGGCAGACGUUGCCGUCCAGACCCUUACAGCCCAAUUCUGAUCCCUCUGCUUCCAAAAGAGUGUGUUUCUAUAAAAGUGGUGACUAUAAAUUCAGUGGGCAUCGCUUGGUCAUCAAUGCUCGCACUUUCAAGUCAUUUGAUGCUUUACUGGAUGCUCUUUCUAAGAAAGUGCCUCUGCCUUUUGGAGUGCGGACCAUCACCACACCUCGUGGGACCCACCUUGUUAAGACUUUAGAGGACUUGCAUGAUGGGGGAUCUUAUGUGUGUUCUGAUCAAAAGCGGGUGAAGCCAUUGAACCUGGAUGAAGUGAAACGGCGACAGGUACCGUGGAAUACCACCAGACCCCUCAGUGCAGGGCGAUGGCGGCGGCAACAGGGACUUCAGUCUGGCAGAAGGAAUGAUGUCCACAACAGAGGAGCAAGGGUCACUGAGAGGGUGGCAGUGAGGACGCCAAAAAAGCUUGUUGUCAUCAGAAAUAAGGACCCCACUGUCAGACGCACAAUUGUGUUGCACAGAAGAAUAGCACCAACGUUUGAUGCUUUGCUGGAUUACCUUUCCCAAAUCCUGCAGUUCCCAGUGCUGAAACUUUACUCCACUGAUGGCAGAAGAGUUGACGGUCUUGCUGCACUUAUCUUGUGCUCUGGAGUUGUUGUGGCAGCGGGCAAUGAGCCAUUCAGAUUAGGCAACUACAGUUUUCACAGAACGGGCCAGACGGCACAGAUCAUGUAUGUGGAAACUGUGGAGCCGUCUACGUUGCAGCCCAGAGCUCAAAACAACAAAUCUCUCUCAAGUGGAAGAGGUUCCAGGAAUUUCUCCUUAUCAUCAGAGCGAUAUAUUGUUAACCAGAUAAACAAGUCUCUUAAUGGAAGCAUGAACAGCCACGUACGUCAGCCCAAUGGGUCAUUUGAAGGGGAGGCCCACCCCCAUCACACAACAAUAGAGACACGUGAAUAUGGGAGGGUGGACACGGAGCAACAUUCUAUUAUUGUACCUCACGACGAUGACAUUGAAAAGUCCUUCCGUGUGAAUCAAGAUGGCAGCAUGACUGUAGAAAUGAAAGUGCGUCUGACUAUCAAGGAGGAGGAGAUGCUCCACUGGACUACCACGCUCAGCCGUUCCAGCCUUAGGAAGGGGACAGUUUGUGCCUCGAUUUCUGAGUCAGGCAAUAGCUCACCCAACUCAAACAACGCCGUUGCCAAAGAUUCCUCUAGCAUCAGCGAGGACGAAACUAAACAGGAGAACCAUUCAGGUGGAGCUGGGAAGGCUGUUGGCUUUAAUGAUGGGGUGUAUGAGGGCCGGACUUCUGCCGCCCUGGGAAAAGGACAAACAAGUUUUAAACGUACACCUACACCAGGUCCACGGUAUGUGAAGAAAAAGGCGUCUGUCGAGAGUGUGAAGAUGGUGACAGAGUCAGGGGUUCAUGAGAACACUACGGGGCAUUAUUCCUUUAUAGAGAGGACAGCUGAUGGCGAGUCGUCUGAGGGAUACUGUGUCAUCACACACAAGAGCAACAGCAACCGGCCAGUCCCAAAACCUCGAAAAACUGCAUCUGCGGGAGCGAGCAACAGAGGCUCCCGCUCCUCUAUCAGGUCGUCAGGAGCAGCUGAAGUGCUUCAGAUAGAAAGCAAUGGGAUGGAGGUUACAGAAACUGUGAUGCAUAUUUACGAGAGUCAAGGCUGCUACGACAACUAUGUUGCAAAUGAGGAAUAUAGCACAGAUGGUGCAGCUCUGCACGAUUCCCCGGCAGUAAAAGACAGCAAACCAUCUACAGUUUCAGGGCCACGUUCAUCCAGCAACGACAUUGAUUUUAGCUGGAAGCCACCUACCGCUGAUUCACUACAAAGGCAAAAAGAAGACAUGUUAUCACUGUCAUCAGAUCCAGUAUGUUCAGCACAUAAGAUUAUGAAUGAUCUGUCUUCAGUGGCUGAGAAUGAGCCUCUUACAGCAACAGACUCCCAAAUUGAGAAGACAGUAGAAAAUGACAAAACGCCUAAAAACAAGAAGGAUAAAAAGAUUAUUAAACCUGCUAGGAAGCAGAAGAGUUCAACCAGUAGCUCAGAUAAAAAACAAAAGACAAGCAUUAGUCCUUCAAAAAAUAGCAGCAAUGCCAGUGUGGGGAAAAAAAGUCAGAGUUCACCCGAAAGCGCUAAUAGCAAAGCCGAAAAGAAACCAGACAAACCUCAGUCUAAGAAAUCAAUUAAAGAUGAAAAGACCCCCAAAAAGGACUCUGCCUUAUUAACUAGCACUGAAAAUGUGAAAAGGACCCCACCCAAGAGACAAAGCACAAAUAAAGUGGCCGCUAAAGACAAUGGUCAUAAUAUAAACACUCCAAGCGGAAGACCUCAAAUGAAAAAGAACAUGUCAGACAUUUUAAAACCUAAAACAAACCUUUUGCCUGUGAAAUCGACAGUUCGCAAACCAAAAUCCAUGAGUGAAAUGAGAACUCUGCCCCCCAAUCAAACUCCUGAGAUAAAUGAAAGCGUGUCCAUGCCCUUGUUAAAUCCGACACCCUCUGAAAUCCACCAGUAUGUUGAGAACUGGUUGGAGAAGGUCAGUCCAGACCAGGUGCCAUACACAGAGGAGACAUUUCCAAACGAACCAGAACCUCAGACAAAGGUUGUGUUUCAGAUUGGUGGUGAGUCUGAACCAGAAGGAAACAAUGGAAGUCAAACCAACGUAAAUGAACAUGAUUCACAACCUAGUGAUGCCGUCAAGAAAUCAAUUUCCUGCUUAUCAGUUCCUCUUUGCCAUGAAGCACCGGCGUCGUUGAUGUUGCACAGUGAGCAGAAGUCAAGAGGUUUGUGUGCUUCAAUGCCAAGUGUCAGAAUCGAUCCUGGACUGCAUGAUAACAGACUGAGGGCACAUAAAUCUGCAGAGGAUCUUGGUCCGGCUGACAAUGAAUCCACUUCAUUCAACAUUUUGAGCCCGAAAGCAAAGAUUAGACCUGUCCUGAGACAACUUUGCUCAUCGAUUCAGUGCAUCAGACGUGUGUCUGACACCAACGCAACAUCCAAUCUAGAGAAAUCCAACAGCCUUCCUGAUUUCUCAACACAAGUAGCAUUAGUGUUUGGGUCAUCAUGUAAAGCCUUCCUGUCUUUCUUGUCAGUAAUGACUCUGAGAGAUAGCUUAAUGGGCUCAGCUCAAGGAGAUGAACACCAGUCAAGAAGUACCUCGGAGGCCAUGCUGAUGAUGGAAUCACUGCAGAAAAUCUCUGCCCUUGAGGAUGAAGAAGUGCAGAAGGCAAGUUUGACAGAUCUGCAAAGCAGAGCGUCUUCUCAGUUUAGGGAGCGAUGGAGAGAUUUUAUGAUCUUUAGGGAAAGGCUUGAAAGUGAACCCCUUUCUCCCAGAGUGUCAGAAACAGAGUUUGCCCUGGAUGUGGUCUCUGAAGGUGGUGAUGCCUUUGAGGAUCAGAAUGUGCGUAUCAAUGCGCUCAUGGAUGAGCUGAACCUGCCAGAAGACCUCAGAGCAGAGAUUUCUUCAACCAUCCACCAUGCUAGAUCAUUUUACCCUGUGGAGGAGAGUACUUUUGUAGAAACUGAAAAAAACCUAUCAGACUCUGAGGAAGAAGUAGAGAAGUUUGUUGAGGAAUGUAAUGAAGAAAGAGAAGAAUCAUCAGAACCUCUUAGAACCUGCUUAGUUGGUGACAUUACUGAGAAAACACAGGGUAACAGUGAUGGAGAAACAGAAUCAAAUACGAUGCAAAACAUAUAUUGUGAACAGGUUAAUGAGUCAGAGCAAGCAGGACCUGAUGUGAAAGAUUCAGAAGAUUCACAGAUAGAAAUAGAUGAACCUUUAAACCAGAAUGAGGCAGAAGAGGAAGACCAAGUAGUGGAGCAGAGGGGGGAGGAGAACGAAGGGUCAAUAGAGAUAAACAAUGCUGAAGGUGAGGAGCUUGAACAAAUAAAGAGAGAGGAGGAAACAGAAGAGGUUGACGUCAAGGAACAGGACCAACGGGAGAGUGGCGAGGAAUCCGUUGAGAAAGUACAAGAUGAGAUAAGUGUGGACGGGGAAGAGGAGAAGAAGGAGACAUUAGAAGGGGAAGGGACAGAACAGAGAAUGUCAGAUGCAGAAGAGCAAGAAAUAGAACACAAUAAUAGUGUUGAAGAGUCAGACGACAGGAAGAUUGAUGAGGAGACAGAAGACGAAGGGGAGAAGAAGGAGGAGGGUAGAUACGAGGUGGAGAAGACUGAAGAACAAGCAGGAGAUGUUGAGGAAACUGGGAUAACUGGGAAGGAUACUGAAGAGCAGGAGGAGGUAGAGAGGGAUGAGGAGGAAGAUGUGCAGCUGGUGGAGAAAUAUGUUAAGGAACAAAGGGAGGAGGAUUUGAAGGAAACUACUGAACAUGCAGAAAAUAUUGAAGAGAAUGAAGAAGAAAUAGAGGAGACAGAGGAGGAUGAGGGAGAAGGAAGAGGAGUGGAGAGGAGUGAAGAAGAAGAAGGCGUAGAAGAGGCGGUCAGUGAGGAGGUUGCUGAGAAAACAGAAAAGGAGGAGGAAGGAAAAACAAGUCAUACAGAGGAGAGGAGUGAGGAAGAAGGUGUGAGGGAGGAGGCUGCUGAGGAGACAGAUGAGGAUGAGGAGGAUGAAAGAUCUACCCAUACAAAUGAGACGAGUGAAAUGGAAGAUGUGGAGGAGGUGGUUAGCGAGAAGGUUGCUGAGGACACAGAUGAGGAAAAGGAGGAACUAAAUACUACUGAUGAAGUGGAGGGAAGAGGAGAAGUAGAUGAGGGGAAUAGUGAGGGAGAAGUUGAUGAAACAGAGAAGGUUGCUGAGGAGACAGAUGAGGAACAAGAAGUGAAAAAUAAACGUGAGGAGGGAGAUGAAGAGGAGGAAAGAGAAGAAAUGCUUGUAGUUAAUGAAGAAAGAGAUGUAGAAGAAGAUGAACUAGAGUUGGAUAGUGAAGAAAACAAUAGUGAAAAGGAUGAGGAGGAGAAGGAGCGAGAACAGGAAGAAUCUUAUAUGGACAAAGAUGUGGACGAGGAUGAAGAAGAGGAUGAGGAUGAGAAUGAGGAAGAAGAUGAGGAUGAGAAUGAGGAUAAGUACGAGGACAUGAAUGAGGAUAAAGAUGAGGAUACUGAGGAUAAUGUAGAAAAUACAGAAAUGCAAAUUACAGAGAGGGAGGAAGAUGAGGGCGAAUCUGACAGGGACGCAGAGGAAGAACAAACGUGUGAUUAUGUUCAGGAGAUCAGCAAAGCACUAGAGAAGAAAGAAAAUAAAAUGGAGGACGAAUCAGCAGAUGAGAGAGAAGAUGUGUACGAGUUGGAGACUGGAGGGCAAAUGUUAGAGCAGAAGAGGGAAGAUCAUGAAGAUAGUGAGUUAAGUGAAGGAUCGGAGCAAACAGAAAAGGAAGAACCAAAGGCUGAAGAUGGAGACAGUUUUCCUGGUGAUAAGGACUGUGAAGGCCUGCGAGAUACAGUAUCUUUGAAUCAGCUAAGUAGCAUCUGUGAAGGAGGGAAUAUAGAACAAAACAGUGAAUCGUCAACCAAAUAUUCAUCUGACAUUCAGUGUGAGGACGAAAAGGGCAACGGGACCGACACUGUGAAUGAAACUGAUGAGGGGGGUGAAGAUCGAAGGCAGAGCCGACCACAUCCAGUGGAAAUAUCCCAGCAGCUCCUGGACUUUGUCAACUCGGCCCUUCAGUCGUCCUCGCUAACAUUCUCAUAUGACUCUCGGGGGAACAUUAGGAUAGAGCCAGACAACGCUCGAGUGGUCGCGACCGAGCAAGUCGUCAUCCCAAAAAGCAGCAGUGACAGUUCGUACGGCGUAAACUGCCUCCCGAGUCCGAGCACCUCCGAUUUGUCAGACUACAGACCCGAAUCCUCAGAGAGUGGAGGAUACAAGACUCAGGAGUCUGUAGAUGUUGUGACAGAGAGCGGGGAAGACGCUUCAGACAAACCUUUUCCUAUCUACAGGCGUAAAAGUGAUUUCCCUAAGAGGCCCAGGGAACCUCCGAGGUCCAAGCUGUCUGCUGCAAGUGAGCCCCACGUCUCCGAAGGCGCAGGGCUAAAAAGUGCAGGAACCUCCCACGGGUCUGGCUCCAAAGCCUCCAGAGAGGAUCUUUCCUAUUUCAGUGCAGCCAGUUCACUAAAGGCUGAUGCCGAAGCUGCACCAGGCAUGUCCUCAGAAAAGGACUCCGCUGAUGGGGUUUUGAUCGAUCAAGGACGGUGGCUGCUCAAAGAGAACCACCUCAUAAGAAAAUCCCCUCCAGUGUCUCUGGGGAUGUACGACAACCUGGACAGCACGUCCAUCGACACAGGCCAGGAGAACGCCAGCGAGGGUUCCCCGAACCAUGGUAAAAGCCAACAGAACCCCCUUGCAGCCAUAUCCUCAUCAGAGCUUGAGGAGAUGGCGAAGCCUCUAACGCCGAAGUGCACCUACUACAACAUGCCGCAUGGAAGCGAUUCUGACCCCUUUCUGGAUGAAUACAGCAUCAGUGGCAAAAAAGACACAAGCAGUUUCAAAGGCAGAGGCUCCAAGGUGACGCCUAUUGACACUUCAAAGACUCGGGUGAACAAAAAUGGUAGUCUGUCCUCAUUUGCAUCCGUUGAGUUCAAAAUACCAGACAAGAAAGUGCAUCCUGAAGGAGCAUCUGUGGCUGUGGCUCAGACAAGAAGGACAUCUAGUGGAGGAGGGAGUGUACUGCAAGCACAGGACUCCCUGGACACACUGCAUCUGAGGUGCAGUCAGUACUGCCCCAUCCUGUGAACGCAGAGCCCGCUGUCUCAUUUGUUCUUUCUUCAUUUGUCCAGCUAUGAACAAGGGACCUGUGCCUCUACUAUGUUUGAAUACAACAACAAAUGUGGCUGAUAUUGUGGUAUCAGUGAGUAGUAUCGUAUUUUGUAUCUUUGUACUUCACUGUUUCCUGUCUGCCCAACGUAUUGAAACUGAAAAGUGGUUACUUGUGAAAAAAUAUAAUAAAAGGCAGCUUCUGACUAUAGCUGACAAUA
Messenger RNA from Betta splendens (Siamese fighting fish), 7264 nucleotides. It is a transcript of the gene rp1, whose product is annotated as oxygen-regulated protein 1. Gene Ontology annotation, cellular component: axoneme. The transcript has 5 exons. Gene Ontology annotation, biological process: retina development in camera-type eye; photoreceptor cell development; axoneme assembly. The coding region runs from base 267 to 7022 and encodes 2251 amino acids. NCBI's taxonomy places the organism in Eukaryota, Metazoa, Chordata, Actinopteri, Anabantiformes, Osphronemidae. The record is from RefSeq and is a predicted model, not a curated record.